AAAAAAUAUACGAUGUCACUCGCUGAGCGUAAACCCUAAAUAGAGAUAUCGCUCGAUCUCUCGAUCAAGACGACAAAGAAUUGGAAUUCAGCCUCGAUAUUUUGGUUAUUACGAAUUACAGAAGACACUUUUAUUUUUCUUCAAGAACAAUGCAGCUCGUGGAGUCACUUGCAAUAGAGGAGGUAGAGUAUCAAAUGCGUGACCCAGGCUUCACAACUACUGAUUGGGCGACUUUCACAGAUGCUGAUAAGAUGCAGCAGUAUAAUUCCAUUCAGGCUGCAGCAACUGAGAAAAUACCAUUUGUUACUUCUGGUGAAAUCCGUAGGCGUUCUGAAUUUUUCAAACCUUUCGUAUUGUGCUUAGCAAAUACAACCGUGGAUGAGUAUUGUAAGACCUCUUUGGAACCGAUGGGGGAAGAGAGCGACAAUGUUCAAAUCACUGCCUUGUCUGACGCGUUGGGUGUUCCCAUCCGUGUGAUGUACCUGGCCUGCAGAUCCUAUGAUCCUAAGGGUGUCAGUGUAUAUCAUUAUGAUUUUGUCCCAACUGUUGGUGCUGUUCCAAAUACUAGCAAAGGCGAUGCUGAUUCUGUGAAACCUUUCAUCACCUUGCUUUACCGCCUGUUCCCUGGACAUUAUGACAUUCUGUACCCAAAGCAAUCAGAAUCGCCGGUGAAUCCUGAACGGCCUGGUGAGACUACACUGGCAGAGCAUGAAAGGAUGGAAGAACAGAGUAAUUUGCAGAGAACUGUUUUCAUAGGCAAUCUCCCAUUUCGUACUGAUAAUGAAGAGGUGAGGAAACGGUUCUCUGAUUUCAGGGAAGUGCUGUCGUAUUUCCCUGUUCUUCACGAAGUCACUUGGCGACAAACAGGAACUGGUUACCUCAAGUUCAGUACACCAGACGAGGCUGAUGCUGCGGUGGCAGCGGCACGUUAUACAGGAGGUUCAAGAAUUCUUCUGAAUGGCAGACGACUAACUGUGAUUAAGGCCUUGGACAAGAAAGCCCGCGAUAAGGAACUUGAAAAGGCGAAAAGUGAUGAUGUUGACCAACGCAACCUUGAGCUUGCAAAGAUAGGUGUUAUUCUCAAGGGCUCUCGUGAUGCUGAAGGUGUUUCAUCAAGUGAUAUGUACCAUCGCCAAGUGUUGGAGACGAGAAAGAACGAUAAGAUUCAAUCAUCUCCUGACUUCCAUGUUUCGAGAACUAGACUCGCUGUAUACAAUUUUCCAAUGAUACUCUCUGAGAAGCAGCUUAAAUAUAUUAUUCUAGAUGCAAUUCUUUCCCCUGAUUGCAAACAAACUCGUGUCAUCCAACAGUUAGAAAUCUUAGGAAAAAGCAAGCAUGCAAAGGCGACGGAGAAAGGCCUUAAACGAGGAACAGCUUUCGUCGAGUUCUCGGAUUAUGAACAUGCACUUGCAGCCCUGAAUGCUCUUAAUAAUAAUGCUAAACCUUUUGGCCCUGGGCAUCGCCCCAUCGUUGAGUUCGCUGUCGAGAAUAUCCAGUCACCGAAACGACUUCGGGAGAAGCUAGAACGUUUGCAGACCCAUGCCGGCACAGAAUUCUUGCCACGACCUCAAUAAUUGCCAACUAAAGUUCUGUCUAUCUUUCUGCCACCAAACAACUAAAACUAUUAAAAUCGGCAUUUAAGCGAGCCAGAUAAUUCUAGUUCAAAAUUCCUUCUCAGGAAGCUAUAGUUUUUUAUUUUCUUAAACAUUUAAGCAUAACAGAACCAUAUUACUUUUAUGGCUUAGCAGACAAAAACUUUGUUUUUUGAGCUCC
This is a messenger RNA of Papaver somniferum (opium poppy), 1773 nucleotides long. Its product is annotated as RNA-binding protein 28-like. The transcript has 10 exons. Bases 150 to 1574 code for a protein of 474 amino acids. The record is from RefSeq and is a predicted model, not a curated record. Gene Ontology annotation, molecular function: RNA binding. NCBI's taxonomy places the organism in Eukaryota, Viridiplantae, Streptophyta, Magnoliopsida, Ranunculales, Papaveraceae.